AUGGUCUCCAUCAACUUUGUCAGGGUAGCGCUGCUGGCGGCGCCGCUUACAGCCAACGCCCAUUACAUCUUCUCCCAGCUCAUCGUCAACGGUGAGGCGGUCGGAUCGGACUACAGCUACAUUCGCCAGAACACCAACACAUACAUGCCUUCCUACACGGACGAUGUCAUCAACUCGGAGAACCUUCGCUGCAACGAGGGUGCCACGAACGCUGCUUCGGACACCUACGACGUCAUGGCGGGCGACACUGUUGGGUUCAAGCUCGCCUACGACGAGUUCAUCGAACACCCCGGUCCUGGCUUCGUCUACAUGAGUCUGGCCCCCGGCGGCGACGUCUCCAGCUACGACGGCUCAGGCGACUGGUUCAAAGUCUGGGAAAGCGGUCUCUCGGGCUCCGCCAGCAACGAGAACAACUGGGGCACCUGGCAAGACGACCGCAUCGAGUUCACCAUCCCCACCGACACACCUGACGGCGAGUACCUGGUCCGUCCAGAGCAUAUCGCUAUCCACGAGGGUCACGUCGGCAAGGCGCAGUUCUACAUGGAAUGUGCUCAGCUUCGUGUUUCGGGCGGUGGCAAUGGCUCACCGGGGCCGAUGGUGAAGAUUCCGGGCUUGUACACGGCUGAUGAGGUCAAUUUCGAUAUGUGGUCGCCUCCUGUCCCGUCGACUUACGCUAUGCCUGGACCGGCGGUGUGGAGUGGUGGUGGAUCUGCUGGUGGUUCUGCGAACUCCAGCUCGGGCAUUUCGAUGUCUGCGCCAGCUGCUCCAGCGCCCUCUGCGUCUCAGCCUGCCUUCUCCAUGCCGGCUGCACCUUCAGCGCCCGCCGCUUCUCCGCCCGCGUUUUCCUACCCAGCAGCACCAUCCGUCCCACCAGCAUACAGCCCAACUACAUUUGCGACCGUCACCGGCAGCGCGCCAGCCUUCAGCAUCGGUCCGGUCGCAAGCUUAGCCCCCACUGCGGCUUCUAGCUACGCUCCGGUCUCGAGCGGUGCUCCACCGGUUAACCCUGGUAACCCGGACUGCGAAGUCAGCUAUGUGAGGCUUUGA
Saxophila tyrrhenica is the source of this 1047-nucleotide messenger RNA. RefSeq lists its product as uncharacterized. The coding region runs from base 1 to 1047 and encodes 348 amino acids. NCBI's taxonomy places the organism in Eukaryota, Fungi, Ascomycota, Dothideomycetes, Mycosphaerellales, Extremaceae. The record is from RefSeq and is a predicted model, not a curated record. The transcript is spliced from 2 exons.